Molecule: messenger RNA, 2086 nt
Organism: Diabrotica virgifera virgifera (western corn rootworm)
Lineage: Eukaryota; Metazoa; Arthropoda; Insecta; Coleoptera; Chrysomelidae
Product: cytochrome P450 6a9
Exons: 8
Coding region: 246-1778 (510 amino acids)
Molecular function (GO): monooxygenase activity; oxidoreductase activity, acting on paired donors, with incorporation or reduction of molecular oxygen; heme binding
Source: RefSeq, a predicted model, not a curated record
UGUUCGAUUCCUGUUCGUGUUCACCUGAUGCCGAAGGUUAUUUUUAUAAAUAAUGAUGCGAAUCUCUCAUCAAAACAGUUAUCUACCUACUAUGAUAAAAGUUGUCCUCCGGUGAUGUGUGUUUACUUGAAUUAAUACGGUGUUUUUGUGGAAUUAAAUUCUAAUUUGAUUAGAUAAUAAAUUCGCCGUUAUAUUAUAAAUUGUGGUUGCUGUUACAAUAGGACUAUAGGUGAAAAGCCAUCAAAAUGUCCAUCAUAACCGGCGUAAUAUUGUAUGAUGUAAUAGGCGUUGCCAUUGGUCUUGUGACUCUUGCUUGGAUUUAUUCUAAAUGGGCCUUGCAGUACUGGAAGAACAAAGGAGUACCUUAUUUCGAACCAGCAGUUUUCUGGGGAAAUUUACGUCCACCCCACAGAAGAGACAAAUCAAUUGGUGAUGAAAUAGCCGAGAUAUAUCAAAAAGCACGAGAUAACGGAUGGAAACAUCUUGGAUUAUACAAUAUGGUUUCUCCAGUAUACAUGCCAUUGGAUUUAGAUAUUAUUAAACUUAUUUUAACUAAAGAUUUCAAUCAUUUCGUCGAUAGAGGAAUUUAUGUGAAUGAAAAAGAUGAACCAAUCAGUGCACAUCUUUUUGCUAUUGGAGGAAAGAAGUGGAGAAACCUACGAACAAAAUUUACGCCAACUUUCACCUCUGGUAAAAUGAGAGCCAUGUUCCAAACUAUAGCUCAGUGCGGAACUCAACUUAACAAAUAUUUAGUUGAAGAGAUAUCCCACCAUGAGCCUAUUGAUAUAAAAAAUAUAUUAGGUAAUUUUGCAACUGACGUCAUUGGUUCCUGUGCGUUUGGAUUAGAAUGUAAUAGUUUCAAGGAUCCAAACAACCCAUUCAGAGUAAAUGGAAGACAAAUCUUCCAAAGAACUAACUUCGAAAAUUUGAAAUUUAUGACAGCUACUAUCUUCCCAAAUUUAGCACGUCGGUUUGGUGUGAAGAUGUUGCGUAAAGAAGUUUCUGAUUUCUUUAGCAAAGUUGUUACGGAUACAGUUAAUUAUAGAGAAAAGAAUCAAGUUCAUCGCAAUGAUUUUAUGCAACUGUUGAUUGAUAUUAAGAAUAAUAAAGAAGGAGAACAUACUCCAGGCGAUGGAACUUCACUUACUCUGGACGAAAUGAUAGCUCAAAGCUUCGUAUUCUUUAUUGCUGGUUUUGAAACCAGUUCAACUACCAUGACUUUCGCUUUGUACGAACUUGGCAAAAAUCAAUCUGUCCAGGAUACACUCAGGGACGAAAUUAAUCACGUACUUAAAAAAUAUAAUGGACAAAUUACUUACGAUGCCAUAAAUGAGAUGAAAUAUAUGAAUCAAGUUAUUGAUGAGACACUAAGGAUGUAUCCACCAGUUCCAUUUAUUACAAGACAGUGUGUUGAAGACUACGUAAUACCAGAUCAAGACAUUAAAAUUGAAAAAGGAAUACGGGUAUUCAUACCAAUAAAGGGAAUCCAUUAUGAUGAAGAGUAUUAUCCAUCCGCUAAAGUUUUCGAUCCGGAAAGAUUUUCAGACGAGAACAAACAUGAUAGAAAUCAAUACGCACAUAUUCCUUUCGGAGAAGGACCAAGACUGUGUAUAGGUAUGAGGUUUGGUAUAAUGCAAACCAAAGUUGGAUUAACAAAUAUUUUGAAAAACUACAAAGUUGGCAUAAAUAAAAAGACUAAACAACCUUUGAAGCUAGUGACUACCAGUUUCAUACCAGAAGUUGAAGGUGGAGUUUGGUUAGACCUGAAAAAAAUAUAAAUAAAGAAACCAUGAGAGUAUUUAAUCAUGAAGUAUUUGAUCAUUUAUAAUACUUACAAGUUUUUAUUUUUUUAGAUAUUUAAUAUUGGUGUUUAAGUACCUUUUUAACUUACGCCAUAAUAAUGAAAACCAACAAAAAAUAUUUAUUAAAACUUAAAAAAAAAAAAUAUAGGUAUAAAUAUUUUGUAUUUUUGAUGUUAAAAAUAAAGGGUACCAAUUUUUAUACGUUGCUGGAGAGUAGGUACCCUUAUAUGAUUUUAUUUUAAAAGGGCAAACAUUGUACUAAAAAUAAAAUAUUUUAAGUCAAA